AUGCUACGAGUAAAGAAUAGUCAGAAAUCAGGAAGCGGACACAACCACGGUGACAGGGGAGGGGGCAUGACCACAGGCCAAAGGGGCCCGGACCCCACGUACACCCCUCCUCCCCCCCUAGCGAUAGGGAAAGCUUUCUGGCUAAUUGGAAAGUCGCCCUCUUCGGUCAUUUCCCUUUUUUUUCCUCCGAACCCAGCCGACAGCCUUUCAAGUGGAAAUGCACUCCAAUUAUCUCUAAUCAAAAAUUCUUAA
This is a messenger RNA of Nezara viridula (southern green stink bug), 252 nucleotides long. NCBI's taxonomy places the organism in Eukaryota, Metazoa, Arthropoda, Insecta, Hemiptera, Pentatomidae. The record is from the annotation of a GenBank genome assembly.